Messenger RNA from Meriones unguiculatus (Mongolian gerbil), 3844 nucleotides. RefSeq names its product F-box protein 40 (gene Fbxo40). Lineage: Eukaryota; Metazoa; Chordata; Mammalia; Rodentia; Muridae. Bases 283 to 2421 code for a protein of 712 amino acids. The transcript is spliced from 4 exons. Gene Ontology annotation, cellular component: cytoplasm. The record is from RefSeq and is a predicted model, not a curated record. Gene Ontology annotation, molecular function: zinc ion binding; ubiquitin protein ligase activity; protein binding.
AGACGCCGGGUGUUGAUAACAUACAGACUGUGAAGUCGUAAGCUGAGCCUGGUCACAUUGCCCUUGCGAUAUAGUUUUAUUUUUAACUUUGAAACACUUGAACUAUGUCAGUUGAUGUUUUCUGCCUUUCGCUUGCCUUUCCAGCAGAACUGGGUCCUCCGCUGCAGCGGGCACACCGGCAGCCACCCCUAGACCUGCUUGCUCGCUGUCAAAGCGCGGGUAGCUGCAGAUGCUGAGUCAGCUUGUACCAUUAAGACUUAAGAAGCCAGAAGUUGGGAAGACAUGGGCCGGGCACGCAGGCCUCAGCCUGCUCAGCACAGGCACUGUGAGGGAUGUGUCAACCGCCACUGCCACGUCCCGGUGGAGCCCAGCGUCUCCUGCCUGGUGAUAAGCUGCCGCCUGCUCUGUGGUGCUACCUUCCACAUGUGCAAGGAGGCCGAGCAUGCGCUCCUCUGCCCUCUAGAGCAGGUCCCCUGCCUCAACUCCCAGUACGGCUGCCCGCUGUCCAUGGCGCGCCACAGACUGGCCAAGCACCUGCAGGCGUGCCCAGCCAGCGUGGUCUGCUGCUCCAUGGAAUGGAACCGCUGGCCAAACGUGGACUCGGAGACAGUCCUUCACGAGAACAUCAUGAAAGAGACCCCCAGCGAGGAGUGUCUGGACACAGCCCUGGCCCUCCGGGACCAGAAGGUCCUCUUCAGAUCCUUGAAGAUGGUGGAUCUUUUCCCAGAAACCAGAGACGCCACCGAGGAGGAGCCGGCCGUGAACGGUGACACCAGCUGGGAGGAGACUGGGGGCGCGGUGGGGGGAGUGGAUGGCAGGCCGGGACCACACCGUGGCCUGCCGGCCACCGACGGGCAAGCGAUGGAGCUCAGUCAGGAGGAGCGAGCCGCCUUGGCGAAAACCAAAGAAGGGAUGGACCUGGCGAGGUUCGGCGAGUGGGAAAGCAUGUUCAGCAAGGAGCAUGCGGCCUCCGUUUUAACAGGCUCCUCGGCCGAGAGUGAAGACAGGAGCGGGAAGGCGGCUGGGAAGGGCCAGGGUCCCGGUGAUGGUGGUGGUGGCGCAGGGCACGCCGAGGGCUCUGCGGAAGGGAGAGGACCGCAGGAAAGCCAGAAGCCCCGGGAUCUUCCCGCCGCCAUGGAGAUGACAGGCCUGGCCCCCUGGCAAGACGGUGUCCUGGAAAGGCUGAAAACAGCCGUGGAUGCCAAGGACUAUAACAUGUACCUGGUGCACAACGGGCGGAUGCUCAUCCACUUCGGCCAGAUGCCCGCUUGUACCCCCAAGGAGCGAGACUUCGUUUACGGCAACCUCGAGGCCCAAGAGGUGAAGACGGUUUAUACCUUCAAAAUCCCCGUGAGCUACUGCGGGAAGCGAGCUCGCCUGGGAGACGCCAUGCUGAGGUGCAGACCAAGCGAACACAAGGCCGUGGACACUUCCGAUCUGGGCAUCUCGGUGGAGGACCUGCCCAAGUCCGAUCUCAUCAAGACCACCCUCCAGUGCGCUUUGGAAAGGGAACUCAAGGGCCACGUCAUCUCCGAAUCCAGGAGCAUCGAUGGACUGUUUAUGGACCUUGCCACCCAAACAUACAACUUCGAGCCGGAGCAGUUUUCCUCGGACACGGUGUUGGCCGACCUCCUAGGUGCUGCCCAACCCGGGGGCCUGCACGUCGAGCUCCACAGCGAGUGUGUGACCCGAAGACACAAUAAAAGCAGCUCAGCUUUCACUUUCACCUGCAACAAAUUCUUCCGCAGGGAUGAGUUUCCCCUGCACUUCAAGAACGUCCACACAGACAUUCAGUCGUGUCUCAACGGCUGGUUCCAGCAUCGAUGCCCGCUGGCCUACUUGGGGUGCACGUUUGUUCAGAACCACUUCCGCCCCCCUGGGCAAAAAGCAAAAGUGAUCUACAGUCAGGAGCUGAAGACCUUUGCCAUCAAGCCAGAGGUUGCGCCGGAGCUGAGUGAGGGACGGAAGAGCGACCAUCUCCCCGGCCGCGGUGGGAAAAGCCUGCAUUCUCUAACCAGCCUGCCCCUGGAGGUUUUACAAUAUAUUGCUGGGUUUCUGGACAGCAUCAGCCUGUCGCAGCUGUCCCAGGUGUCUGUACUGAUGAGGAACAUCUGUGCCACUUUGUUGCAAGAGAGAGGAAUGGUCCUCUUGCAAUGGAAGAAGAAGAGGUACUCUCAUGGAGGCACCUCCUGGAAAGUCCACAGUCAGAUCUGGCAGUUCAGCAGCCUCUUCUCCAGAAUCAAGAGCUGGGAGUUUAACGAGGUCACCUCCAUGUCUGAACACCUGAAAGCCUGUCCUUUCAACAUUGUGGAGCACAAGACUGACCCCAUCCGUUUGACCAGCAUGUGCCAGCCCCAAGAACAGGCCCAGAAGAGCUUAGUGUCCACGUUUAGGGCCCGACCACGGGGCAGACACACCUAAAGAUUUGCACACCAUGGCUCCUGGCUUCUCAGAGUUAUUGAAAGUAGGACAGUAUGGUUUCAGGAUGCCGCUCUGAAACCUGCGUAUCUGCUUCACUGGGUCUAAAGAAUGUGAAGUCCUUCAGGCCUUACCAACUACACUAGGAGAGUAGUUUUCUGAGCUAUGGCUUGUAUGAUAGUGACACACACAAACAAACACACACACUCACUAUAUCCUUAUCUUAUUCCUUUCUUAUUUUCAUUUCCUAAAAUAGAUCAGACUGGGGAGAAAAUAAGUAACUGAAAGCCAUUCAAUAAAUGAACCCAAAUCCUUAAUUCUGUAAGCAGCUUAGACUGUGAUUCUACAUUGAGCUGUCCAGUUCAUAAACCACCUUCAAGUUCUUGGAGUAGACAAUACAAGGACACGGUCUGAGGUGCAGUGUUCUCCCAAGGUGUCUUGAGUAGAGGGAACAUAGCUGGAAGGUUCUAAAGCUUUGUCUGUCUUGACAACUGAGGGCUUUUAAAAUCACCCUACUGUAUCAAAGCCCAGAUGGUUUCAGUGCAACCCAACAGAAUGGACCACACUGGGUAAACCCAGCAGUUUCAAGGCAACCCAACAGGAUAGACCACACUGGGUAAGCCCAGCCGUUUCAAGGACACCACAGGACAAAGCAGAAUAGCUUGUUGUACAAAGUUUUGGCAACACACAGAAAGAACAUCUUUCGAAUGAAGAAAAGGCCAAAGGUCUCUAAGAGCAAAGUAGCUCCCAGCUGAGAGCCACUGUCGUAAAGGAUGGUACACCAGCAAUGGUAAGUUAGGAUGCACGCACUCUUUAAUGUGACAAAUCUGAUCUCACACAGUUACUCGGUGGCCAUAAUUCAACGCAGCUCUUACUUGUUUGCUAAAUAAGUUUUAAACAUGUGAUGAUGCUAAAUUGAGAGCCAGAUGGAGCUGAUCUACCCAAUAUGGUUUUGUGUCCCUGGGCCACAGUGUAAUAUGUCCUCCCUGCCCUCUUUAGGGAAACGUGAAACCAGGAACGUAACUUAUCUGAGGUUAAGCUUCCCUUCCCUCAGUUGGUACCAUUUUCCAGCAAUCCUAAAAGUUCUCAAGCUAAAGGAAAGCAAGGAAAGGGGAAGGCAAGCAUCCUAGGGAAUCAGACAGCCAAUAAUUCAAAUGAUGAAAGAGCCUCGCCAGUAAGAGAGCUGGUGUCUGGGCAUCUGUGUCUUGACCAUGGUUCAGAGCUGAUAUAGAUGAAGAAACUGAUGCAGAUGAAGAAGAUGGUAUAUAUGAAGAAGCUGAUAGAGAUAAAGAAGCUGGUGCCUUUGCAAAGGGUCCGGAAGGCAGCAGAGCAAGUCCAUACUGAAAGUGUGCUCAUUCUCUGCUUUACUCUUCUCAUGCUAUUGUUAGCACAACGCUAUUAUCUAUGCCUACUCUUUAGAGUUUCA